Molecule: messenger RNA, 1688 nt
Organism: Ruditapes philippinarum (Manila clam)
Lineage: Eukaryota; Metazoa; Mollusca; Bivalvia; Venerida; Veneridae
Molecular function (GO): protein binding
Source: RefSeq, a predicted model, not a curated record
CAACCUCGCCUAACAGUCUAAAUCAAUCAGUAGAUGGACUUGAAAAGUGUAAGCAACAUUCGAAAAAAAUCCGUGAAAUUCUAUUGUGCAGCCCACAAUAUGUGUGGCUGUUCGGUUUGCAUGAUAAUCGAACAUAAGGCGUGUGAUGUAGUGUAUAUUCCCCAAAAGGCUGCCGAGUUUGAAAGUAGCAAAGAUGUUAAAUCUUUUGAAGAAAAUUUACAGAAAUGCAGCUCUCAGAUCACAGCUUGCUUAUCGGAAAUAAGAAACAAUAUCGAUGCAAAACUUGAAUGUUUCAUAAUAAAUUUACUCUUGACGUACAAGAAUUUAGAGACUCUCUUAUCGAUCAUGUCAACCAACUCGCAGCGGAUAUUUGCGCCGAAUCAAACGAAUACAAAGACAAAAGUGUUCAAGAGCAAACAGAACUUACGAGCAAGGCUACAGUGGUGCAACGUAAUCUACAAUCCAUGGAAGAAUCAUUUAAAGCAGACAAGUGCCAACCAAACAAAUUGUUUGUAAAAUUUGAAAGCUUGAAAAAUGCCUUAGAGGAGAUGUCUACUACGACUCGUGACUUAAGAAAACAGAAUACAACAGAAAGAUACUUUUUUCGAAAGGACAGCCUUAUUGAGUCUGUUUUGGACAAAUGCAAGUCGAUUGGCUGUAUUCAAUUCAAAAAUGAUGAAUUAGAUGCAGGUAGCGACUUUAUUCCGGAGAACGCAAUGCCUGGAAAUGGAAAGCAGAGUCGCGGCUUAAAAGAUUUGACGCAAAGAGUAGAAUUCUUGCAAAUUGAUGAUGACUGCUUGAGAUAUACGCAUUUUGGCGACUCAAAUGGUAUAUUUAUUGGAAACACCAAAAUGACGACAAAAAGCUACUUUGAGUUGGAGAUACUACAUGAUAGAAAGGGCGGCUCUGUUGCAAUUGGUCUUGUGCCUGUUAACUAUCCAGUGCAACAGUUUCCUGGCUGGAAAAAAGGCUCAGUUGCGUAUCAUUCUGAUGAUGGUCGAAUUUUCAACGAAAAUAAAUACGGAGCGGCUAUUGCCCCUUGUAGUGAAUCUGAUAAGAUGGGUUGCGGAAUAUUAAGCAUGGAAAUGUUUUGUGUUAAUGUCUUCUUCACAAAGAAUGGACAAAAGAUCGGAGAAACAAAAUUACUAACAACGCAAGACCUUUACCCAGCUGUUGCACUUGACACCAACGGUCAAACAGUCAAAGUCAAUCUAGAUGCUCAAUCCCUAGUAUAGUAUCAAUGGAUAUGAACUGACAAUCAACCUCGACCUUUUGCGUUGAUUUUAAGGAGUUUGGUGACAAUUUUCUUAUUAGACAGACUUAAUAGUUCUUACAUCUCUAUAUCGACAAUAAUACAUGUUAAAUGAACUUCAAUAAAAUGACAACGCAUAAUUUCAUACGGAUUCCAUUUCCAUGUUUUACAAACAUUCCCUUUCGUUAUUGAUACUGACAUAUGAGUUUUUAAUUAACAGUAGGUGUGUGUUUUACAGCUCCUUUAGUGAAGUUCAAUGGAAAAGAAGAGACAGUUAUCUGUUUAUCAGGAUAUUUUCAGAUACCCCUGCCAUUAUGGAAGGGGAUAUCUGCCAGUGCAUGUCUCCUGCUAAAUUACAAUUUAAUGUAAUUUACUUUCAUAUGCUUCCUACAAACUGCAUAAUAUUCAAUUUAUAAGUAAUUUGUUUUUCGUGUAA